Messenger RNA from Monoraphidium neglectum, 1275 nucleotides. RefSeq lists its product as uncharacterized. Gene Ontology annotation, cellular component: nucleus. The transcript has 5 exons. Bases 1 to 1275 code for a protein of 424 amino acids. NCBI's taxonomy places the organism in Eukaryota, Viridiplantae, Chlorophyta, Chlorophyceae, Sphaeropleales, Selenastraceae. The record is from RefSeq and is a predicted model, not a curated record.
AUGGCGAAAGGAAUGCCGAAAAAAGAGGCCGAGAACGACUCUCCCGAGCUGUUGGCUGAGGUGAAGGCGUUUGCGUCGCAGCUCGGUCUCAGUGGCGCAGGCGGAGGGGCGUUUGAAUAUGACGACUUCGCACCGGCCAAAGCAAAGCAGCGGGCGGCGGCGGCCGACGGCGGCAACCGCGACGCCCAGCAACCCAAGGGUAGCAAGGGUAAACAGCAGCGGCGCGACGAGAAUGGUCGCCCGAGCGAUGGCGCGCCACACGGCAAGGGCCAGAAGCAGCAGCAGCAGCACGAUCCGCGGCCGCGCGGCGGCAAGACCGCCGCCGGCCCCGGGGCCGCGGCGGCCGCGGCGGCGGCCGCGGCCGAGGCGCAGCGCAUUCACGAUGAGGCGGUGCAGGGCCGCACCUGGGUUGACUCCGUCGGCCCGCGGCCGGGCGAGUCAAAGGGCAGAUCGCUCAUGAGCCACGACGAGCCCACCAUCUGGUUCGAGGCGGCCGCCCUGCUGCCGAAGCUCGACCCCGCCGGCCGCCCGCCGCUCGGCGAGGAAGCCGCCGAGAAGCUGCGCGCGGCCGGAGAGCAGCUGAUCGAGCGCGAGGCGGCGGCGUUCGAGCGGGAUUUGGAGAAGCGGAACGCGGCGGACCACCGGUGGCUGGGGCAGGUGCGGCGUGGCGGGACGACGGCGGACAAGGUGGCAGCGAUGACGCUCCUGGUGCAGGAGUCUGCGGCGGCCAACCUGAAAUCCCUGGACGGGCUGCUGUCCCUCAUGGCGAAGCGCAAGGGCGGCAAGGGCGUGGUGGCAAAGGCGCUGGAGGCGCUGCAGGAGCUCUUCCUGACCUGCCUGCUGCCAGACAGGCGCCUGCGGGUGCUGGAGCAGCAGCCGCUGCAGGCGCUGCCGCCGGGCCGCGCGGGCGAGAAGCACCUGCUGCUGUGGUGCGUGGAGGACGCUAUGAAGUCGCGCUACAGCCAGUUUGUGGGCCUGCUGGAGGGCACCAGCACAGACCCCCUCGACUACCUCAAGGCACCGCGCCGCGCCCGCGCCCGCGCCAACGCCCCCGUGCGCGGUCCCCCCGCGCAGGAGCGCGCCACCAAGGCGCUGUCUUCGCUGCUGAGCGCGAAGCCCGAGGGCGAGGCGCGGCUGCUGGCGGCGCUGGUGAACAAGCUGGGGGACCCCUCGCGCAAGGUGGCGUCGAACGCGGGGUUCCUGCUGGGGCGGCUGCUGGAGCAGCACCCGGCCAUGAAGCCCGUGGUCGUGAGGGAGUGCGCCCUCACCAACUGA